UGCCGACCAGGAGCUUCCUACGUCAGAGUCCAGCGCUGAAAAGUAGAUAUAGGAAUCUGUGUGGAAAAAAACAAUAGAACCCCCUGACUUAACGAAAGGGCGGAGUUUGCCAGAAUAAGAGAAUUUGAUUACUGGCUUAUAGUGAAUUUUUUAUAAAACUUUUAUCCUCUCUAGCCCCGCCCUGGGGUCCGAUGGUCAUGUGCUAUAUAAUGAGCAGGAGUUACCGUCCUUCGCACAUGUCUUAUGCAGUUCUUUGAGCUUUUGGAUUAUCUCCCCUGCUCUAGUUAAACUUGAUUCUUUCAGCAGACGAACAGGUUUAAAGUAUUCGGACGACGCAGCGAAGACAACAAAAUUAACAUAAUUUAUUGGAUAGUACAAAAAUAUUUUCGCCAAAGAAUUUCUUUACAUUUAAAGGAAGUAUUUUGUUUCGAUUUUAUCUCCGAUCUUGUGAGUUAAAUGGUCUUUACAACAGACCAAGGGACAGAGAAAACAGGAAAGGAUGGAUCCAUCAGACUGGACACUACUGUCCACAUGGGUACAGAGGCUCCUGUCAAUGGUCACAAUGGGUCGAUGUACAGCGUGACCCCCAGUGCAAAGACAGGGAAGUCGACAACCUUAUCAGAGUUCGGAUCCUAUGACGACAUAGUAACGCCUUCCGUGCCCCUGAAAGAGAGGGCUAAGGAUUACGUCCGAUCAUGUUGCACUAUGGACACUCUCAAGCGGAAACUCCCGAUCAUUGGCUGGCUCCCGCAGUACAAUUUCCACAAGCUCCAGUAUGACCUGAUAGCUGGUAUCACAGUAGGCAUGACCCUCAUUCCUCAAGGACUAGCCUACGCCGGCAUCGCUGGAUUACCUCCCGUGUACGGACUCUACUCUGGCUACAUCUGCUGCUUCAUCUACGUGUUGACUGGCUCUGCUAAGGACAUCACUGUUGGGCCGAGCGCCAUCAUGUCUCUCUUGACGGCUUCUUUUGCUACUUCCUUAUCCCCAAAACUUCCCAACGGAGAUGUGGACCCGACAAUGGCCAUUAUGUUAGGUUUUACCACUGGUCUCAUACACAUUGUAAUGGGUCUAUUGAAUCUGGGUAUACUUGUCAGCUAUAUAUCUUUCCCUGUCAUCAACGCUUUCGCAUCUGCUGCUGCCAUCACCAUUGCUGUCAGCCAACUUAGAACACUGCUGGGUCUAAAGGGAGUUCCCAAUGACUUUGUUGAGGCGCUAGACAAUAUUAGGCAGAGACUUCCCUACAUCAAUGUCUGGGAUAUGACCAUGGGACUGAGCUGUGUCGUGGUGGUCAUUCUAAUUAAAAAACUUCGAGAGAUCAAAUUUAAAACCGACCCAAACAAGGAGACGCCUAUUAUUAUAUCAGCCCUACGACAGAUGGUGUAUAUCAUUGGGGCAGCCUCUACUGCCAUCACUGUCAUUCUGGCUUCCAUAGUAUUGUACAUCUUGGAACAAAACGGAAUCCAUGCUAUCACUCCAACUGGCUACAUCAAGCCUGGACUACCGGAAAUUCGUGUCCCUGAUUUCAGUAUUUCAAAUGGAAAUUUCACAAUGUCCUCAUCAGAAAUGUUCUCUAAACUUGGUGCUGGUAUUAUUGUCAUGCCAAUUAUCGCGUUGAUUGAAGCCAUGGCAAUCGGAAAGUUUUUUGCCAGAGUGAAUCGUUAUAAACUAGACCCCAACCAGGAACUACUCUCUUACGGCAUUUGUAACCUGGUCAAUGCUUUCUUUCAAGGGUAUACCAUCACAGGGGCCUUCUCCAGAACGGCUAUCAACGCCCAAUGUGGGGUCAAGACAACCUUAGGAAGCAUCUUUACUGGCAUCAUCGUCAUCAUCGCUUUGAGUUUCAUGACGCCCAUCUUCUACUACAUCCCCAAGUGUGCCCUGGCUGGGGUCAUCAUAGCGGCCGUGUUGGCCAUGGUGGACGUCCACACUUUCGUAGCUCUUUACAAAGCCAACAAAGUAGAUGUGUUCCCAUACCUGGUGACCUUUGCUGCGACCUUGCUGAUAGGUGUCCAGUGGGGAAUUUUCGUUGGCAUUGGUCUAUCACUGCUGAUAUUACUGUAUCCUAUUGCAAGACCUAAGAUGUUGUUUUCAGCACUUCAAGGCUUCAUGGUAGUCACACCAACAACAGGAUUGAGUUUUCCCAGUGCUGAAUAUUUAGAGAUCAAAGCCUUAGAUAGGGCUCUAGAUGUCGAGAAACCAAACCACGUGAUCCUGAACAUGGAACAUCUUUCGAACAUGGACUUUUCAGGUGUGCAGGCCAUCAAAUCUUUAAUGGCUGAGUUUGAGGUCCACGCCAUGAAGCUUAUCUUAGCUCAGGGACAGAAACGAGUCAGGAAACAACUGAAAAGAGCUAAGAUUCCAAAUCUAAUCAUUGCACGAACAGUGGAAGAAGCUGCGGAAAUAUUUACUGCUCAAAUAGAAUCAGGUACAGACCCAUAUGAAAACGAAGAGGGAAAUUUCAUGAGCCGGCUUUAGUCAUCUUGUUUUGGGUAGAGUUACAAUAGGGCACAAAGUCGUGACAAAGUAGGCCUACUAAUGUGAUGUGUAGACAAAGAAACGAUACAACAAAACUAUUUUUAUUUUGUUUCUCUAAUUUUGAGAAAUGAUUCUGUAUAUAGUUGUUACUAUGCUGAUAUAUGUACAUUGUUAUAAAAAAAGAAUGACAUAAGACUGUACAUAUAUAUUGAAAUGAACAAAUGUGUCAUAAUUCUGUUCACUGUUGUAACUAAUUGUAUGGAAGUGGUGUCUACAUGGACUAGUGUUACACGCGCUACGAAAAAAAGAAUUCACUUGCAUUGCUAUUUUUUUAGUAUUUCUUAAAUGAGUUUUUAAGUAUUUCUAAAAGUAAUUGAUUGUACAUCUGACCUUAAGUUAUUGCUGACUUUUUUGAGCAAAUGUAUACUUUAUAAUAUAAAGAUUGGAAAGGACUUAUAAAUAAAAGAACUCGAAUAGUUAUUUUUAGCUCUAACAAGCACAGUCUAUGUAACCUAAUGUAUAUAGUUACAUCGCAAAUAGUAAAACGGGUGUGUUUAAGUUGGCCUGUGAUUUGGUAUUUUAAGGGCAUGUUCAAGUUGGUUAAUCUACAAAUAGAUAUUGGCGUUUAGUAGAAAGGAUACAAUCACUUGUGCUAACGACUUUUAAAAAGUACACAUUACCUCAAUUCAAGUACUACCGUUCAUAGUCUCGAGACUAAGAACUACUUCAACUGAAGUGUACACUGGCGAUCAGCGCCAAUCUCUUAUUCUCAAAUCGAAUAAGAUUGUACUUUAUUUAAAUGGCAUUACGUGUAACUAUGAAAUUGCUACAUUAUCUAAAACUUGUUUGUAUGUUAGUAUAGAAGUAUGACUGCCUUGCGGGGCCAUUUAUUAACUUCUUUAUAUUCAUGUUUCAAAUGGGAUGAACAGAUGUAAGUAUGAUAUCCGAGUACAUAAGUCUGUUCACCUUGUCAGAGUAAAAUAAAAGAGAAAAGAAUCUCAUGAAUACAUUUUCUAA
Messenger RNA from Biomphalaria glabrata, 3495 nucleotides. Its product is annotated as sodium-independent sulfate anion transporter-like. The transcript has 17 exons. The record is from RefSeq and is a predicted model, not a curated record. The coding region runs from base 457 to 2478 and encodes 673 amino acids. Gene Ontology annotation, molecular function: sulfate transmembrane transporter activity. Gene Ontology annotation, cellular component: membrane. NCBI's taxonomy places the organism in Eukaryota, Metazoa, Mollusca, Gastropoda, Planorbidae. Gene Ontology annotation, biological process: transmembrane transport.